AUGGAAGGAAUGUCUGAGGAGAUGAGAUUUAAGUUGAAGAUGAGGGUAAUGGAUCUGGAAGCCGAGAAGAAGAGAGAAUUGAGAAGGUUUCAGUUGGAAGCCGAAGCAGAGGAAAGGAGACUGAAGGCUGAGGGGAUUAGAGAAGCCAAGAGGUUUGAAGCCGAGAGGCUUGAGGCUGAGAGAGAAGCCAAGAGGCUUGAGGCCGAGAGGGAAGCCAAGAGGCUUGAGGACGAGAGGGAAGCCAAGAGGCUUGAGAACAAAAGAGAGAAGGAAAUGAGGUUGAUUGAGGCCGAGGAGAAGGUGAGAAUCUAUGAGAAAGAAAUGAAAAUACUUGAGGCCAAGAAAGAGAAGGAAGAGGCUGAGAAGAACAGAAUAUUUGAGUUGGAGAAGACUCGGUUUGAAGUUAAUUCACCUCAUGGUUUGAUGGGAGGAGGAGUGAGAGAGGACACAGCCAGAUUGUGA
This is a messenger RNA of Scylla paramamosain (green mud crab), 462 nucleotides long. RefSeq lists its product as uncharacterized. The transcript has a single exon. The coding region runs from base 1 to 462 and encodes 153 amino acids. The record is from RefSeq and is a predicted model, not a curated record. NCBI's taxonomy places the organism in Eukaryota, Metazoa, Arthropoda, Malacostraca, Decapoda, Portunidae.